CCAGCUCUUCCUCAGGCCCCUGGGGCUUCCUUAAGCAGCCGAGCAGGAGCUGAAACACAGAACCCCCAAGUUUCAGGACACAGUAGUUGUCAUUCAGUGUUGCUGCGGCCCCACUGUGUGUGCCCAGGAUGAUGUCCUAUGGAGAGAGGCUGGGGGGCCCGGCUGUCUCCCCACUCCCAGUCCGAGGGGGACACAUGAUGCGUGGGACAGCCUUUGCCUAUGUGCCCAGCCCUCAGGUCCUGCACAGGAUUCCAGGGACCUCCGCUUAUGCCUUCCCCAGCCUGGGCCCUGUGGCCCUUACUGAGCACAGCUGUCCCUAUGGGGAGGUUCUGGAGUGCCAUGACCCGCUGCCUGCCAAGUUGGCCCUGGAGGAAGAGCAGAAACCAGAGCUUGGGCUGGCCCAGAAGCUGCGCCGGGCUGGCAUGACACUCCUCAAGGUGCCACUGAUGCUCGCCUUUCUCUACCUCUUCGUCUGCUCCCUGGACGUGCUCAGCUCUGCCUUCCAGCUGGCUGGAGGGAAGGUGGCUGGUGACAUCUUCAAGGACAAUGCCAUCCUGUCCAACCCAGUGGCAGGGCUGGUGGUUGGGAUCCUGGUGACUGUGCUGGUGCAGAGCUCCAGCACCUCCACGUCCAUCAUUGUCAGCAUGGUCUCCUCCGGCUUGCUGGAGGUGAGCUCUGCUAUCCCCAUCAUCAUGGGCUCCAACAUUGGCACCUCUGUCACCAACACCAUUGUGGCCUUGAUGCAGGCGGGGGACAGGACUGACUUCCGGCGGGCAUUCGCGGGGGCCACGGUGCACGACUGCUUUAACUGGCUGUCAGUUCUGGUCCUGCUGCCCCUGGAGGCUGCCACUGGGUACCUGCACCAUGUCACUGGACUGGUGGUUGCCUCCUUCAACAUCCGUGGCGGCCGUGAUGCCCCUGAUCUGCUCAAGAUCAUCACAGAGCCCUUCACCAAGCUCAUCAUCCAGCUGGACAAGUCUGUGAUUACCAGCAUUGCCACCGGUGACGAGUCCCUGAGAAACCAUAGUCUCAUCCGGAUCUGGUGCCGCCCAGACCCCAUGGAGGCUCCCACUCCCAUGCCCAGGGCAGAGGCCAAUACCAGCUGGACCCUUGGAAAUGCCACCAUGGAGAAAUGCAACCACAUCUUCGUGGACACAGGGCUCCCUGACUUGGCUGUGGGGCUCAUUCUGCUGGCUGGCUCCCUAGUGCUCCUAUGCACCUGCCUCAUCCUCCUCGUCAAGAUGCUCAACUCUCUGCUUAAGGGCCAAGUGGCCAAGGUCAUUCAGAAGGUUAUCAACACUGACUUCCCCGCCCCCUUCACCUGGGCCACAGGCUACUUUGCCAUGGUGGUGGGAGCUGGCAUGACCUUCGUUGUCCAGAGCAGUUCUGUGUUCACCUCAGCCAUCACUCCACUCAUUGGCUUGGGUGUGAUCAGCAUCGAGCGGGCCUACCCCCUCACACUGGGCUCCAACAUUGGCACGACCACCACAGCCAUCCUGGCUGCACUGGCCAGCCCCAGGGAGAAGCUGUCCAGCGCCUUCCAGAUUGCCCUCUGCCACUUCUUCUUCAACAUCUCAGGCAUCCUGCUGUGGUACCCAGUGCCCUGCACGCGCCUGCCAAUCCGCAUGGCCAAGGCGCUGGGCAAACGCACUGCCAAGUACCGCUGGUUCGCUGUCCUCUACCUCCUCCUGUGCUUCUUGCUACUGCCCUCGCUGGUGUUUGGCAUCUCCAUGGCAGGCUGGCAGGCCAUGGCGGGGGUGGGUGCACCAUUUGGGGCCUUGCUGGCUUUUGUGGUGCUCGUCAAUGUCCUGCAGAAUCGCAGCCCCAGACGCCUGCCCAAGUGGCUGCAGACAUGGGACUUCCUGCCCCACUGGAUGCACUCCCUGCAGCCCCUGGACCAUCUUAUCACCCGUGCUACUUUGUGCUGUGCCACUCCUGAGCCCCGCUCACCCCCGCUGCCCGCCAGGGUCUUCCUGGAGGAGCUGCCCCCUGCCACACCCUCCCCCCGUCUGGCACUGCCUGCUCAACACAAUGCCACCCGCCUCUAGCCCAGACUGCCACCCAGGGCAGGGAAGGGCCUGUGCCUGGGGCCCACUGUAGAAGGGCAGAGGGGUGUGUCUGUGUACUCUGGGCAUGGGCCUGUCCUUGUACAGGUCCUCAGAGGUCUGGGCUUGUGUGACUGAGAGUCAGUGUGUGUGCAUGUGUGGGCAUGUUUGGUAAUACUGUAUGUCAGCCUGCAUGUGUGAACUGAUGCACCCGUGGAGGGCUGUGUGCAGGCUACAGGGUACCUGGGUAUGAUUUUGAGUCCUCUGCACACCAGGAGGCUUUGUUUGGAGGCCUGUGCUUGGUUCUCCUGGACACACAAGUCCGACUCAGUGGAGCAGGAGUAAGGUGGGUCUGAGGACAGGACCUGCAGCUGUUUGGUUGUGCAUAGAUGUGGGUGCCUGAGUCACUGGCUGAGUUCUCACCCUCCCUGUCACCUUCCUUUCUCUACUUGCCACUCUCCCCCUCACCCAGUUGUUCUGUGGCACCACUACAACCCCCUUUCCCAAUACUGAAAAAGGAAUUAAAUUCUCAUGCAUUUACAA
Neofelis nebulosa (Clouded leopard) is the source of this 2588-nucleotide messenger RNA. RefSeq names its product solute carrier family 34 member 1 (gene SLC34A1). Gene Ontology annotation, cellular component: vesicle; apical plasma membrane; brush border. NCBI's taxonomy places the organism in Eukaryota, Metazoa, Chordata, Mammalia, Carnivora, Felidae. The record is from RefSeq and is a predicted model, not a curated record. The transcript is spliced from 13 exons. Gene Ontology annotation, biological process: sodium-dependent phosphate transport; intracellular phosphate ion homeostasis. Gene Ontology annotation, molecular function: sodium:phosphate symporter activity. Bases 129 to 2048 code for a protein of 639 amino acids.